This is a messenger RNA of Ictalurus punctatus (channel catfish), 2367 nucleotides long. It is a transcript of the gene rflnb, whose product is annotated as refilin B. The transcript is spliced from 3 exons. Gene Ontology annotation, biological process: actin filament bundle organization; negative regulation of bone mineralization involved in bone maturation; skeletal system morphogenesis. NCBI's taxonomy places the organism in Eukaryota, Metazoa, Chordata, Actinopteri, Siluriformes, Ictaluridae. Gene Ontology annotation, cellular component: actin filament bundle. The record is from RefSeq and is a predicted model, not a curated record. The coding region runs from base 587 to 1225 and encodes 212 amino acids. Gene Ontology annotation, molecular function: filamin binding.
UCAAUACUGAAAAAAGAUGAAAUGUAGAGUGUUAUUGUUCAACACUCCUUCAGUUUGUUGGAUUAAUUACAGGGAGUGUCGGGUGGAUGAGAGAUGACAUCUAGGCUUGAGAUAAACAAGAUAUGAUUGACCAAAUCUAGGGAAUGAAUGAAUCUUUGCCUUUAUAGACUCUAGUGCUUUAGUGGUGUUUCUGCUGUGAUUGUGUGAAGGGGCGGGUCUUGUGCUGAAGCUCUACCGUGCUGAGGCAGUUAUAAAAGCGUUUCCGUUUCUCCUGCUGAGGCUAAAACAAUGAGCGUCUUUGGAAGGAGGACACGUUUUAAACCCUAGGCGAAAGCAGGACGGAUGUGUUCGGUACCAUUUUGGAUGUAACCGAUUGCAAGAUUGUAAAUAAACCCGAGGGGGAUAUUUAUGUGUAAUGUUGAACCGGUGAGCCUCUCCUGAUCAGCACCUUUGCAUAUAAAGAGCUCUUCAACAGGGUGUAUAAAGCAGGGAUAAAAGUAGAUUUAGAAAAAGGGAACAGUGAAGGACAGUCAGGUUGUUCAGGACUACUGAAAGCUGCAGAUUUAAAGGUACACUCAGGCUGGCAAUGGUGGGGAGGCUCAAUUUGCGCAAUGUGUGUGACGAAGACCUGCUGGAGAUGAAUCUGAAAGCUGAGAGACUGCUGGACAGUCCAGACUCUGGUCUGCCUCCCAGCCCCAGUGUGAGUCCGAGCCCGUGGCUGAUCGGGGACAGGAGUGGGGACAGGAGUGGGGACAGGAGCACCGCCAGCUCCGUGUGUGAGGACGAGGGCAGAGCUGCGACUCCCGCUGCGGGUCCUCUUAAGCAUGUUAGAGGUGUCUCGCAAUUACACCCAUUUUCCUACGGUGUGGGAAUUGAACUUGAUCCUCUGCCCCCAAAAGAAUUAAGAUACACAUCAUCAGUGCGCUAUGACUCGGAUCGCCACUACAUCCAGGAUGUGUGUUUGCAGCCCACAGGUUUGGGCCUGGAGUCGUACAGCCAGACCAUCAUAGCUGUCUCAGAGAGCACGUGGAGACGAUAUAAGACCCAGUUGGAGUUUGAACCCCGUCAGCGGGUGCAGAACUACCGGAGCACCACCAUCGUGUACCCCAAACAUGCCAGGACCCUGUACACCACACAGCUCAGCUAUGAUGGACGCAAGUUGGCCAAGCGCUUCCUGUCCAGUGUGGAACUAGAGGUGUCUGACUGUAAGGCCAAUCAAUGUUGAAGGAAGAGGGACUUUUUGGAGAAAUGCUAACAAAAUAUUCACGCCCAUCCUUAUUCACGAAAACCCAUGUUCACCAUUGAGUGUGUUGGAACUGGAUGGGUGAAAUUGCCAAACUAUGUAUGUUAAUGGUUUAAUUAGCAUGUUCGUUUUUAGAUGGAUGGAGUAUCAUGCAUCUGGAAGUUUGGAUGGGUUUUAAUGUUACUACAAUACAAAUGUAUAUUACAUAUCCUACGUAACAUUUGCAGCCCUGUUGGUUUUAAGAUUCUGCUCAGUGAUGUUGAUCCGUCACUUAUUGAAAGUUUUAUGGUAAUGUGGUAGUACUGUGCUCAGUAAAAGCACAGAAGAGCUGUAAGUGAAACAGGAAAGUGAUGAAAGAGAGUUGUUUUCAACCUUUUGUAAAAAGUUCCGUAUUUUGCAUAUGGGAGUGUCCAGACUGGGUUGUUUUACUGAUGUCUAACAUCAAAAUCCAGAUAUUACAUGCCUCAAUAAUCCGUGGUGUGUAAAUGGUGUUCUUGAGUUGUGGAAUUUGUGAAAUGUUGCACCGUUAUGUAGGUGCGAACAGGUAUACGGAUGCCUGAAUCACAGUAUCCAAUAGUAUAGGUGGAAAGAGGUUGUUUAUGUCUACUACUGUAAGUUCACAUUUGGGCUUAACUUUUUUAAAAUUUUGUUUCAUGUCACUUCUCUCUUUUUUUCUCCAUUUCACUUCAUCUAUUCAGGUGUUUUAUUUUUUCAAACAUUUUACACCAAGAAGAUAAAACUGCUUUAUUUUGUUUUAUUUUGAAUAAAUUCUUGUAAAGCGCACUGCUGCAGUCAGACUGAGGAAGUUAAAGGCUUGUUUUGAAAGGAAGUAAACUGUUUUGAAUGUUUGUGCAAAUCUGAAUUGCAGAACUUGCAGACAGUAUCGUUGUUGUUUGCAGUGACUUUACCUGUUCUAUAGCACUUCAGCUUAGUCAUGCAUAGAUAUAAAAAAAAAUACACUGUUGCAGUAUAUUUAUUUAAAGCUUUUUAAUGGUUUCAACUGUACACAACACAAGUAUUUCAGCUGUGCUACAUUAAAGUUAACCAGUGAUUUAAACUUCGAUUGGUAUUGUAAUUUCAAUUUCAAUCAAAACAAUAAUAAAAAAAGACUUUUUUUUAAUUAA